UGCGUUCUUUUUUUCUCCAGGAACUGCUUUUAGUUCUCACACAUCAUAACCGAGUCAGUGAACUCAUCUCCAGAUAUAUAUAUAUAUAUACAUAUAUAAACUCAGUAUAUAAACACACCCAACACUGAGAGUGAGGUUCUUCCUGAAGAAGAGAUGAAGACGCUGCACUUGUCUGUGAUUCUGCUCACGCUGUCCGGUGUUCUCACUCAGGACAGUGAUUGGGGUGUGAAAUAUCCAGUUAAUCUGACCUGUGCUGUGAGAGGAUUCAGUGUCUCCAUUCCCUGUAGUUAUUAUUAUUAUUCUUAUCCAACAUCAAAUCCCAGUAUUCAGGUGACACAAAAGCUUUGGUGCUCAAUGAACUCAAACACAGACAUAUGUAUGAACCCCCCGUAUGUUUAUAACAGCUCAUCAAUCACCACAUCAGACUUUGAGUACGCUGGAGACGACAAAUCAGACUGCACUUUGUUAAUCCACAAUGUACAGUUCAGUUAUUCUGGAGAGUACAGAUUCAGAUUUAUAACUAAUGUGCCCAGUGGAAGAUUCACAGGUAAACCUGGAGCGACUCUACAAGUUGCAGAUUUAAAGGUGUCACUAAUCAGGCUCAGUGGAAUCGGAACCCUUAAACAAGGAGACUCGUUAAAUCUGGCGUGUGAUAUGAACUGCACACAAAGUUCCUCACAGUUUGUGUGGUCUAAGAACAACGAGCGCUUGCCUGAAUCAGGACCCGUUCUUCACUUUCCUGCUGUAACCGUGAGGGAUUCUGGGAGUUACACCUGCACUUGGAAAACCAACAGGACGUCAGGAUCUGAAACGAUCAGCCUUCACGUCGAGGAUGAAAUUCUUGCAUGGCCGUUCUGCAUCAUUGGUGCUUUGGUGGCAGCUGGACUGAUUUUGGUAGUUGUGAUGUACAACAGGAGGUGCGUCCACACUGAUCAGCUGAAGGAGGACGAUUCAGACGUCUACACCACAGUACAGUACAAUACGUUCACCAUGAACUGAUCACACUUUCACACCUCAGUUACAGUUCAAAUGUUAAUUUUUCAUUUUAAACAGGUUUAAAGUGCUGAUCCUGGAGACUCCUUUCAUAAAUGUUAUAUAAACACUUCCUCACGAAAACCUUCAUCAUAUCAUCAAUAUAUCAAUAUAUCAAUUAUAUCAUAUCAAUUUUAAGAAUUUGUUUUUAGGAUUCGACAGGGCUGUGGUGUAAGGUUUGUUUUUAUUGUGCUACUGAUACUGAGCUUCACGUUUUCAUCACUUACUGCUUUAAACAAUCUUUACAUCUUUGAGUUAGUGUUAUAACGUAAUAGUUUCCUGCUUUUUUGCUUAUUGUUGUGUGGAAUAACUUGUUGAUAAGAGGUAUUGAAUGAAUUUGUGAUGAUGCAUGAAUGAUGUAAACCAUGUUUUUUUUUAAAACCGUGGCUAUAUCAUGUAACAUUUCUUAGUCAGCAAUAUUUAACAACAGAAACUGGAGUGAAACAGCAGGCGUGAUGUUACUGAUUAUUACUGAUUCAAGAACUUCAUUAUCAAAUGUAUAAACCUUCCUUGUACAAUGAAAUUCUUAGUUCGUAUGCUUUCACAGAUGCUGCAGUGAAAAAAGUUAAAUAGUAACAAAUAAAACAACAAAAUUGUUUAGACGUUGUUCAAAGUAAGCUGGAACAAAAUCAAAAUGUGACCUAAAAUUUGGAAUUAUAAGAAUUAUUCAACAUGAAUAACAGCGGAAUUAAAUAAACCUAUAUAAAGUAAACUCUUGGUUAUAUUUACAUGAGGUUUUGUCCAGUUUAACAUAACGGGUAACUUCUGUAUUGAUGACUAAAGCGAGUUCACUAUAUCAUAAUGUUCAUUGUUAAAGUAACAUGUUUAUCUGCUUUGGUUUGACUUUCAUGUGAAUCAAGGUUUUAUAAUUUAUUAAACUGAAUCCUCUAGUAUCUAGUCUGAUCUUUGAGGAAAUGAAUGGAUAA
Messenger RNA from Ictalurus punctatus (channel catfish), 1958 nucleotides. RefSeq lists its product as uncharacterized. Bases 154 to 999 code for a protein of 281 amino acids. Lineage: Eukaryota; Metazoa; Chordata; Actinopteri; Siluriformes; Ictaluridae. The record is from RefSeq and is a predicted model, not a curated record. The transcript has 5 exons.